GGUUGGCAAAAGACUACCCCUCUCCCCAUGGUCACCCCACGGCCAAAUCCCUGUCCAUUUGAUGCUGCCUUUGACGGGCACGCACUGCCAGCCGCCGUGGGCGCCGCCAUGAUUUGAACGCAACAACAAAAACAACGGUAUAUGUCUCCGCCAUCAUACCUGACUCUUUCGACUCUGAAAUUUUGAAAAACAAAUCCCCUGCGCUUUUUUGUGUGUGUCUCUGUGUUUCAGAGAGAGAGAGAGUGCGUGUGUGUGUGUCUGUGCGCGCUCGCCGGCGGAAAGAAAGGGACAAUGGAGGUGAGAGCUAGAGCGCCCGGGAAGAUCAUCCUCGCAGGCGAGCACGCCGUCGUGCAUGGAUCCACCGCCGUGGCAGCUGCCAUAGAUCUCUACACCUACGUUUCUCUUUGCUUUCCUGAGAAUGAUGAUACACUGAAACUCCAGCUCAAGGACAUGGCAUUAGAAUUUUCAUGGCCAGUUGGAAGAAUCAAAGAAGCAUUACCAAAUUUAGGAGGCUCUCUCCCUUCAGCACCCAUAUCAUGCUCCCCUGAGUUGAUUAGUUCAAUUACAGCUCUAAUUGAUCAACAGAAUAUUCCUGAGGCAAAAAUCGGACUUAUCUCGGGAGUAUCAACAUUUCUCUGGCUAUACACUUCUAUCCAAGGGUUUAAGCCAGCAAAAGUAGUUGUCACUUCUGAGCUUCCUCUGGGAUCAGGCUUGGGUUCGUCUGCUGCAUUCUGCGUCUCACUGUCAGCAGCUUUGCUUGCUUUAUCAGAUUCUGUAGAGCUGGAUCACAGCCACCGAGGCUGGUUAAUGUUUGGUGAGAGUGAGCUGGAAUUGGUGAACAAAUGGGCUUUUGAAGGUGAAAAGAUAAUUCAUGGAAAGCCAUCGGGAAUUGACAACACUGUUAGCACAUAUGGCAACAUGAUCAUGUACAAGUUGGGAAGUUUGGCCUGCAUCAAGUCCAAUAUGCCGCUCAAAAUGCUUGUCACUAAUACAAAAAUUGGGAGAAACACAAGGGCAUUGGUUGCUGGUGUUUCAGAAAGGACUUCAAGGCACCAUGAUGCAAUGACUGCUGUGUUUAAAGCUGUUGAUUUUAUCAGUAUGGAAUUGUCUUCCAUUAUCCAAGCACCAGCUCCAGAUGACCAUGCUACUACUGAGAAGGAAGGGAAGAUAGAAGAGUUGAUGGAAAUGAAUCAGGGUUUGCUCCAAUGUAUGGGGGUUACCCAUGCAUCAAUAGAAACGGUGCUUCAGACAACAUUAAAGUAUAAGUUAGCUUCAAAGUUGACAGGAGCUGGGGGUGGAGGCUGUGUUCUGACAUUUUUGCCAAGCCGUAUCCAUUUUCUUAUUAUGUUUGUCUGGAUUUUCUCUAUUUCCAUCUUUUAUGAUUUCUUAAUUUGCUUUAAUACAAAUGAUAUGCAUGAAAAGCUCAAAUCUUGGGAACAGUCUCCCCAAGCAUGGAGUAAGACUGCUUACACCUUGGCCUUCCUAGACCGCUGAUGGUAUAUGACCCUUGUGCACUAGGUGUCUUUCGAUUUCCUAUUUUCUUUUUGGGAGAUCUCCUUCUCUUCUCUCUCUCUCUCUCUCUCUCUCUCUCUCUCUCUCUGUGUUUGUGCACACUGCUAGCUAUAAAAAAUGAUACUAAGACCUGUCCUCAGUUACGGAAAUCCAAAAUAAUAAGGCUGGAUAGCCCAGAUUCAUUUGCCAAGACCUAGUAGUUGGCAUAAUAGGGUCAAUUGCAAGCCAAUUUAAGAAAGGAUUUGAUAUAUUGAUGCUUGGAAGAAAUAUUUUUAAAGUUGCUUAAGGCAAUUUCGUGCAAGAGAUUAAUGAUUGGGUUCUGCUAGAACAUAUGCCAAAGAUGGUGGACAAGAGAGUUGAGCAAGAAGUAUUUAGAUGAUUGAGCUCUUGAUCCAAGUCCAGUUUUUUGUGGCAACCAUUUCAUAAGUCACACGUGUAGCUCAUCACAGGUAGUCUUGAAAUGGGUUUUGGUGUACAGCCAAAAAAUCUUCUAUAGACUACAAGUUGACUGAGUCAUCUAAACUUGUGUGUCAUACUUGCGUCAGCUGAAAAUAUAUUUUCAGAGACUAAUAUUCAUUUCCUUUAAUAUCAUAUGUUUCCUUGACUACAUGAAUCAGAGGUAUCAGGAGCAGUUGUUGAUAAGGUCAUCGCAGAGCUUGAGUCAUGUGGAUUCCAGUGUUUCAUUGCCGGAAUUGGAGGGAAUGGUCUUGAAAUUAACUUUGGUGGUUCAUCGUGAUUUUCUAGGGACAGUAAUGAACCACUGUAAGAUUUGAUGUUUAAACGGCUAACAAUAUCCAUAAAAUGUUCCCUAUUGCUGCCGUAUCUUUGUCUGUUGUUCACUUGUAAUGUAUGUACAUUAGUUUCAAUGUUGUGCUUUCUUAGUUCACUAACUUUCAAAUAAUUUUUGGAAUCAUGGGUAUUUGCUACAUUGUAUAAUAUGCAUGAUUUUUAAGGUUUGUUGAUAAA
Messenger RNA from Malania oleifera, 2478 nucleotides. RefSeq names its product mevalonate kinase-like. Gene Ontology annotation, molecular function: ATP binding; mevalonate kinase activity. Bases 292 to 1494 code for a protein of 400 amino acids. Gene Ontology annotation, biological process: isoprenoid biosynthetic process. The transcript has 4 exons. The record is from RefSeq and is a predicted model, not a curated record. NCBI's taxonomy places the organism in Eukaryota, Viridiplantae, Streptophyta, Magnoliopsida, Santalales, Ximeniaceae. Gene Ontology annotation, cellular component: cytoplasm.